Molecule: messenger RNA, 1171 nt
Organism: Hibiscus syriacus
Lineage: Eukaryota; Viridiplantae; Streptophyta; Magnoliopsida; Malvales; Malvaceae
Product: homeobox-leucine zipper protein HAT4-like
Exons: 4
Coding region: 95-958 (287 amino acids)
Biological process (GO): regulation of DNA-templated transcription
Cellular component (GO): nucleus
Molecular function (GO): DNA-binding transcription factor activity, RNA polymerase II-specific; sequence-specific DNA binding
Source: RefSeq, a predicted model, not a curated record
UUCCUUCUUUUUUAAAGCUUGAAUAUUUUCUUUUACCCUUCUCUGUAUUUGGUAAUUUAGCCAGGACUUGAGAUUUGUUUGGCAGGCUGAGAAAAUGAUGGUGGGAAAGGAAGAUUUGGGUUUGGGUCUCAGCUUGGGUUUCCCCCAGAAUCACCACUCUUUACACUUAAAUCUGAGUCCCUCUCUGAUUCCAUCCUCGACUGAUUCUUGCUCUUCCCUUCACAAUUCCUCAUGGAACGAUGUUUCUGCUCCUACAGAUGCUAACUCAGAAUCAUUACCGGCCGAGACGAGAUCGUUUCUUAGAGGAAUCGACGUAAACAGUUUGCCGUCGACGGUUGAUUUUGAAGAGGAGGCCGGAGUUUCGUCUCCAAACAGCACGAUAUCGAGUGUGAGUGGGAAAAGGAGCGAAAGGGAAGGCACUCGUGGAGAUGAGAUUGAUAUUGAAAGAGCUUGUUCUCGUGGCAUCAGUGACGAAGAAGAUGGCGAUACUGCUAGGAAAAAGCUUAGACUUUCCAAGGAUCAAUCUGCUAUUCUCGAAGAAAGCUUUAAGGAACACAACACUCUCAACCCAAAACAAAAGAUUGUGUUGGCUAAGCAGCUGGGAUUACGACCCAGACAAGUUGAAGUUUGGUUCCAAAACCGAAGGGCCAGGACCAAGCUGAAGCAGACUGAGGUUGACUGUGAGCUCCUGAAGCGGUGCUGUGAGAAUCUGACGGAGAAGAACAGGCGGUUGCAAAAGGAGGUUCAGGAGCUUAGAGCACUGAAACUUUCCCCUCAGUUCUACAUGCACAUGACCCCACCAACUACCCUAACCAUGUGCCCGUCAUGUGAGCGAGUGGGCAACGCUUCCUCCACCGUUGAUCCCAGAUCCCACAAUAGGAACGUCCCGAUCAACCCAUGGGCCCCAGCUGUCACAAUCUCCCAUGGACCGUUCGAUGCUCUUCAUCAUCGAUCGUAAUUAUAACUGUUACAGGAGGUUAAUUUUGUCAAUGUAACAUUGAUGAGUACGGAGAAUAGUAUCAAGGGAGUCUUAGCGAUUCCUUUAGAAGGUCCAAAGAUAUGGUUUGUUAGAGUUGUGAUUUUGGUGGGUCAUCAUGUUUUGUAUUUUUGGACCCACCUAAAUCUAAUCCUAUUUUUCACCCCUAAUUUAUGACAUAUUUGCUUAGUUUAA